Saccostrea cuccullata (small rock oyster) is the source of this 613-nucleotide messenger RNA. RefSeq names its product low affinity immunoglobulin epsilon Fc receptor-like. The transcript is spliced from 5 exons. The coding region runs from base 53 to 613 and encodes 186 amino acids. Lineage: Eukaryota; Metazoa; Mollusca; Bivalvia; Ostreida; Ostreidae. Gene Ontology annotation, molecular function: signaling receptor activity. The record is from RefSeq and is a predicted model, not a curated record.
UAUUUCCGAUCUCCAUUUCAAAUUGUUCACGUCCAUUCAGGAACAGAACAAAAUGUUGAAGUCUGCUGUAUUUGAGACUGAGUGCUCCAGUCGCGGAUGUACAUUUAGUGGAUGUCAAUCAAGAAAAAGUAAUUCAUGUGAUGGAAAAAUGCUUUCAACAUUGCGUCAAAUUGAGAUCAGUGUCAAACAACUCACGGGAAAAGAUAGAAGAAAAGGAACUUGUAAGAACGGUUGGAAGCGAUUCAGAGGGCACUGCUACAGAGAGUUUGUUCAGAAAUUAGACUGGUUUGGAGCUCAAAUGUUCUGCAGAUUACAAAAAGCUACCCUAGUAAGAAUAGACAACAAAGAAGAAAAUGAGUGGCUAGUAAAAACUUUCUCCAAAGAACAAUUAUGGUUAGAUUUAAACGACCUGUCUGUGGAAGGAAGAUGGCGGUUCUUUACAACAGGAAAGCCAGUGAUCUACACAAACUGGAUGCCAAGACAACCGGACAGUGUUGGUGAGGACUGUGCACAUAUGAACUAUCCAGGUUACAAAAAAGGUCAAUGGAAUGAUAGAGAGUGUGGUGUCAAGCUUCGCUUUAUUUGUGAAUCAUCUGGUACGUUGAUGAAUUAG